AUGGCCGACCCCUUCGAUGCAGCCCUCGACCUCCUCCGCCGCCUCCCGCCCUCCUCCACCCAACAAAACCUCACAGGCAUCAUCUCCCUCCGCCCCGAGCUAGAAGAAGACCUGCUCUCCUCCGUCGACGUCGCCCUCACCUCCGCCCGCUGCCGCAAAUCCGGCCGCGACUACCUGUGCUGCGACUACAACCGCGACGGCAACAGCUACCGCUCACCGUGGAGCAACGAGUUCGAGCCGGCGAUUGACGCCGACGACGCGGCGGAGCUGAUUCCGCAUGGCCGUGUGCGGCGCAUGGAGGAGAGUUUGAAUGCUGGCGUGGACGUUUAUCGCGAGCUGUAUUAUGAGGGGGGCGUGAGUUCUGCGUAUUUGUGGGCGCUGGACGAGGGGUUCGCGGGCGUGGUGUUGUUUAAGAAGAGCGCGGGGAGUGCUGGGAGCGGGAAGGGAGGCUGGGAUAGUAUUCAUGUGUUGGAGGUGGGGGAGUCGGGGUCGAAGCGUUCGGCGCAGUACAAGCUUACAUCGACGGUGAUUUUGGAUCUCGCGUUGCGGUCGAAGGAGGUGGAUCAGUUGGAGCUGGCGGGGAAUCUGACGCGGCAGACGCAGCAGGAGUUGCCUUUGAGUGGGCUGCGGGAGGCGGAGGUCGAGCAGGGGCAUAUUGUCAAUAUUGGGCGGAUGGUGGAGGAUAUGGAGACGCGGAUGCGCAACUUGCUGCAGGAGGUGUACUUUGGGAAGGCGAGGGAUGUGGUGGGGGAUUUGAGGAGUAUACAGCCGCUGAGCGAGGCGGAGAGGGAUCGGGCGGCGCAGAAGGAGGCCAUCAGCAAGAUGAAUAGUCGUUGA
This is a messenger RNA of Neohortaea acidophila, 837 nucleotides long. RefSeq names its product F-actin-capping protein subunit beta. NCBI's taxonomy places the organism in Eukaryota, Fungi, Ascomycota, Dothideomycetes, Mycosphaerellales, Teratosphaeriaceae. Gene Ontology annotation, cellular component: actin cortical patch; cytoplasm; F-actin capping protein complex. Bases 1 to 837 code for a protein of 278 amino acids. Gene Ontology annotation, biological process: cell morphogenesis; barbed-end actin filament capping; actin cytoskeleton organization. The record is from RefSeq and is a predicted model, not a curated record. Gene Ontology annotation, molecular function: actin filament binding. The transcript has 2 exons.